This is a messenger RNA of Mesorhabditis belari, 1614 nucleotides long. NCBI's taxonomy places the organism in Eukaryota, Metazoa, Nematoda, Chromadorea, Rhabditida, Rhabditidae. The record is from the annotation of a GenBank genome assembly.
AUGCUUCUCUUGAUCGAUUUGAUUCAAAGUGAAAGCCUUUCGGAUACUCAUCUCUUUGCGUUGUUUACACCGAAAGAGGCCCUCAAUCUACCAUUUCUUUUGAUUCAAAUCGCUGAGAAGAAAAUGAUCGAGACAUUUGUUGGGGCAUUGGAUGAGAAACCAUAUGAGCAUUUUCUUUCUUCAACUGCACAAGGAGCGCUAGAGUCUUUGAACUUGAAGGCCGCUUUCGACACACUGACGUUAACGAAAAGGUUCAUCGAGAAAUUCGAGAGAAUCCCGUGUGAAGAAGAGCUAAAACGGCUAGACGAAGGAAUUAAAGGAAUCAGUCGAAAAUUGCACGAGAAAUUCCUCGAAAUCCUCUCCCAAACUGGUCAAAACCCAUUCGAGGGUGUCGCAGCGUUGACCACUUCGAGUGCUCCGGAGUUCUUCGCGCUCACUUUGAAACAUUUCGACAAUUGUCCAAUCGAUUCGACUCUUCAAAAUGUCACUCAUCUACCAACACAACAUUUAUAUGAUAUUUUCGAGAGCUUGAGAAAACAUCCACUAAAUGUUCUUGGUGAUCGAAUCGAGGGACUUGGCUUUUUGCUCGGUUCACCGUCAUCAAGAGAGAUCUUUCGAUCGAACCCUUUCUGCCACUUGCAAUCGCUUAAAGUUCUUCUGCACGAGCUUGCCUAUUUUCUUGCCACAUCCACUCACGAGCCAUUCAACACGGGCGACAUCUCAGGUCUUGACAUCACGGGUCUUUCUAGUGAAUCAGAAAAAUUUAAACAUUUAUCUGAGCUUUUCGAUAUUGUACAGUAUAUUGUGAUGUUAUUUCGGAAACAAAAAAUCGACAUGGCAACUCCGGGAGUGCUAAAGUUAGAGAAAACGAUUCGUGCGAUUUUUCGCCAUCCUGUUCUACACGCGAUGGCUUUAGUGCCAGAAACGGCUAUGAAAAUGGAAUGGAAACCUCGAGCUGAAGUUAGAGGAGAGACUCAAGUGGUUAUUCCGUUGGUGAACAUUCAUCUCUUGUGCAACGUUGAUGUGCUUUCUGAUUUCACUUGGAGAAUACGCUGGCUUGGAUGGACAUCUCGGCAACAAUUCGAGGAUUUAUGGAUGAGCCUAUUCGGCGUUCUCUCAAGUACACCAACUGGUACUGAGUUGACUCAAGAGAAUGCAUCGCAAUACACGGAGCAAAUCCUAGCCUCAGCUAAUGCAGUCAAUAGUCUGACAGAGCUUCUCUUGUCCUCAUUGCUUUAUCCAGAACCGGGAAACACUUUCAACAGCAAUUUUGUCGUGAAACAUCGCGAAAGAACGGAAACUCAUCGAAACAAAUCAAUGAAACAAGCAAGUGCCAUCAAAGCUCGAUUGAUCGACGACAAAGAUCCGCAAACGAUCUUCAACAGAAAUAUUGAGAGACUAAUUCACGAAGUUGGUUCAAAGUAUGGCCCAGGCCAACUCUCAGCGCUUGCCUUGUGGAAUCUGACUGGAGUAUUGAGAGAUGAAAAGAUGCCAAAUAGUCCCUCAAAUAGUCCGAGGAUCAGAGCUUCAACCUCCGAAUACUUGAUUGGAGUUCAUCUCGCUGCCGCUUCUAUCAGCAACUGUUCGAUCAAUGGCUCUGCUGUCGGAUCUAUU